Molecule: messenger RNA, 1032 nt
Organism: Naegleria fowleri
Lineage: Eukaryota; Heterolobosea; Eutetramitea; Acrasida; Naegleriidae
Exons: 2
Coding region: 1-1032 (343 amino acids)
Cellular component (GO): endoplasmic reticulum membrane
Source: RefSeq, a predicted model, not a curated record
AUGCUCCAACAUCUCGUAUCUUCAUCGACGACCCAUCUCCUGAUCGUAUUGGCCAUCAUGACUCUACUUUUUCUAAUUGGAUCCUAUUUGUUGUUCAAAAAGUUAGCAAAAGCACAAACCACAUUAUGGAAGCUAUCGGAUUUUACUUUCAUCUCAGCCGAUGAUUUAAAUAGCGAUCGAUUCGGAAUGAAGAACAAACAGAAAAAAGUUCAAGUCAAUAAUCCACUCUUUAUACAACGACAUAAGAACAAGGCUGAACAAUAUUCGGUUUUAAAUGAACCUGAUUUGGAUUUGAGCAUUAUUCUUCCUGCCUACAAAGAAGAGAGUCGGAUUCAUGUCACUCUUCAAGACACUUUUCAAUAUCUCGAAAGGAAAAUUGAGAAAAAUCCACAAUUUAGAUGUGAAAUGAUGAUUGUGGAUGAUGGAAGUACAGAUAAUACCAUCGGAAUUGAUAAAAACAAAGGAAAAGGAUUCGCAGUCAAACAAGGAAUGAUUAGAGCACGUGGAAAAUUAAUAUUAUUUGCAGAUAGUGACAAUGCCACAGAUAUUAGAGAUUUGGACAAGUUAUUAUCUAAAAUGGAGGAAAUGAAACAACAAAACAACUCCAAGCAUGGAUAUAUGGUCAUUGGAAGCAGACAUCAUUUAAUAGAGGGUGUCAAACGAGAAAGAAAAUGGUAUAGAAAUAUUACCAUGUAUGGUUUUCAUUUUCUUGUUUACUUUGUGGCAAAUAUAACUAAUAUUAGUGAUACACAGUGCGGAUUCAAGCUGAUGGACAGAGAAGCCGUCAGACAAGUACUUCCAAACAUGAAAAUAGAUAGGUGGUGCUUUGAUAUUGAUCUCAUUCAUAUUUGCAACACCAUGAAAAUCCCAAUAUUUGAACACCCUGUAAAUUGGACAGAAAUUGAAGGUAGUAAGGUCAAUAUUUGGGGAAUUAUUGGGAUGGCACGUGACUUGUUCCUCAUACGAAUGUACUACACUCUCGGAAUUUGGAAAGUCGUCGAAAAUCCAAAACUUGAACCAUCAGUAAAUUAA